This is a messenger RNA of Nerophis lumbriciformis (worm pipefish), 684 nucleotides long. The record is from RefSeq and is a predicted model, not a curated record. Lineage: Eukaryota; Metazoa; Chordata; Actinopteri; Syngnathiformes; Syngnathidae.
AUGGGCGACAAAAAGAGCCCUACCAGGCCAAAAAGACAAGCCAAACAAGCUGACGACGGCUACUGGGACUGUAGCGUCUGCACCUUUAGGAACACAGCCGAAGCUUUUAAAUGCAGCAUCUGCGAUGUGAGGAAGGGCACAUCAACAAGGAAACCCAGGAUCAACUCCCAGCUGGUGGCCCAGCAGGUGGCCCAGCAAUACCCGAUGCCGCCCCCUGCCAAAAAAGAGCGACGGGAGCGAAGUGAGCGCACAGACAGAGAGCGGGCAGACGACAAAGCAGACAGAGAGAAAGACAUCGUCCCGGCCGUUGCAAAAAAGCCAAGUAUUAAAAGGAGACCCAAAUCAGACAACCAUCAGAGUCCGCCCAGCGACAAACAGAGUAUACAGUCCGGCAAAUCAGCAACUAAGACCAACAAGAACAAUCACAUUUCCAGGCCAAAGCUGAAGAACAUCGACCGGAGCACGGCACAGCAGCUGGCCAUCACCGUGGGCAACGUAACGGUUAUCAUAACAGACUUUAAGGAGAAGAGCCGGUCCUCGUCCACCUCCUCAUCCACGAUCACAUCGAGCGCAGGCUCCGAACAGCAGCACCAGAGCUCCGGCUCCGAGAGUAUGGACAAAGGCUCGUCACGCGCCUCCACGCCUAAAGGGGAUCUAUCCGCAGGGCACGACGAGUCCUUCUGA